AUGGGCCAAACUAAGAUAAGUCUUAAGGAAUUAGCCAGUAUUAAAAGAAAAUUCACUGAACCUAUAUAUGAUUAUCUGAAUAGGUUCCGUUUGUUGAAAUCUAGAUGCUUUACAGUAGUGCCUGAACAUGAAUUGGUCGAAAUGGCCGCUGGAGGGUUAGACUAUUCCAUUAGGAAAAAGUUAGAUACCCAGUAUCUAAGAGAUAUGGCCCAAUUAGAAGACGGGGUUCGACAAGUCGAACGUUUAAAAGCUGAAAAGGCCAGAGCGAAUAAAAAUCAUAAGAAAGAAAGGGUUGCUUAUGUCGAAGUCGAAGAUGAGGAGUCUGAAAUCUCUAAUGACCCUUAUGGUAUCGAGGAAUUCGAAGUAGAUUUGGCUGAAUUAAAAGAAGCACCACCUUAUGCUUUAAAAGAUGGCCAAAUGAUAGUGCCUCCUAAUACCAAAAUUCCUCCGUUAGAACAAUGGAAGAAAAGAGGCUUCUGUAAAUAUCACAAUUUUUUAGGCCAUAAAACCUCACAAUGCUUUCUUUUCAGGGAUCUUAUUCAGAAUGCAAUUAAGGAUGGCCGCCUCAAGUUCGCUGACAGGGGGAGAAACCAGAUGAAGGUUGACGUUGACCCCCUCAACAUUGCUGAUACAAAUUAUGCUAAACCUGUCAAAAUCAACAUGAUUGACACGGUGGAAGUGGAGGUUGUGAAGGAAAUAUGA
Messenger RNA from Lathyrus oleraceus (garden pea), 702 nucleotides. RefSeq lists its product as uncharacterized. The coding region runs from base 1 to 702 and encodes 233 amino acids. The transcript is spliced from 2 exons. Lineage: Eukaryota; Viridiplantae; Streptophyta; Magnoliopsida; Fabales; Fabaceae. The record is from RefSeq and is a predicted model, not a curated record.